This is a messenger RNA of Manihot esculenta (cassava), 1069 nucleotides long. RefSeq lists its product as uncharacterized. The transcript is spliced from 8 exons. The record is from RefSeq and is a predicted model, not a curated record. Gene Ontology annotation, cellular component: chloroplast stroma. Bases 121 to 843 code for a protein of 240 amino acids. NCBI's taxonomy places the organism in Eukaryota, Viridiplantae, Streptophyta, Magnoliopsida, Malpighiales, Euphorbiaceae.
UCUGACGGUUGUAAUCCCCGCCAUCAACAGCACUACCGAACUGAAACAAGCUCCCACUUUUAGAUAAACGGAUAACAUAAUACUGCAGAAUUCCUGCUUCAGCUUCCCGAAGGGCUAUCAAUGGCCGCUCUUAGUCUCGGCAUCGCCACCUCCACCAUCGUCACCGUCCGUACAAGGCCAAUAACAAGAACCACUCCCAGGCCUCGAAUCUCCUGCAUUGGAUUUGAUCCAGAGGGGUUAUUUGGUCCUCCACAGACGGGCCACAUCGCCCGACGCGAGUUCAAAAGACGCCUGGAGAGAGACGCCGAGCUUCGUGAGGCCUUAGAGCAACAAGCCCACGAAGAGAAAGAGCGUCGUCGAGCUCUUCGCCGAUCUCGGGUUAUGCCGGAUACUCCAGCGGAGCUUGUAGAGUACUUUCUUGACACUGAGGCUCAGGAGAUUGAGUUUGAGAUCUCGAGGAUGAGACCCAGAUUGAAUCAGGAAUUUUUCUCGCAUCUGCAAUUUGAAUUGGGGCAGCUUCGGUUUGCUGUUUCAAAAACAGAGGAUAUGGAGGACAGAUUGAUUGAGCUGGAAGCACUACAGAAGGCUCUACUGGAAGGCACAGAAGCCUAUGAUAAAAUGCAAGGUGAACUUGUAAAGGCAAGGAACAACUUAACCAGAAUCUUGACUUCGAAGGAUGUGAAAGCAACUUUGUUAGAGAUGGUUGAGAAGAAUGAAAUUAACAGAUCCUUGUUGACACUUCUUGAUGAAAAUAUAUCAAGUGCCAACCAAAGCAAUCAGAAAGAAGCAGCAGCUUACAUGGAAAAGCUUCGUGCAGCAAUGCUUAAGUACAUUACAGUUUAGCAAUCGAUGGUGUAUAUUACCUGUCAAGUUGACUGCAGUUAUUGAGAUGAAUUUGACUCUAGGUUCAUUCAAUAGGUUAAAUUUUGAGCCAAAAAGUUGAAGGAAAUAGAUGAAAUAUUGUAUAGAGUCCUGCUUUGUGACUACUUCAUAGUAUGCGUUGUAGCUUCUGACACUCCUGCCGCAAGAUUGGAAAUGGUACUGAAAUAGAAAUUUUUGUUACAGUUAA